UGGCUUAGCUACAAACUUCAGCUUUCAUGAUUUACCAUUGUAAUUCCAAUAAUAAAAAAAGGAAAAAACAAACAUAACAAAUUUUCUCUAAAUUAUAUGAUGGCCACCUCAUUAUUCACCGAUUGCAGCAGUAUGCAGGGCUCCACCACUAGUUCAUCUAGUGACAUGAUGACUCUUACCACUGCGGCAUCUUCAUGGUGUGCUAUACCAGCCUCAACGCGCAUCCGUUUGAUACGUUUGUUAAGACCUCAUAGUCGUCGAAUACUGGUAACACCGGGCGCUGUACCCUCCUAUGGUUUCUCUGUAAGAGGUGGCAAGGAGUUUAGUACGGGAUUUUUUGUAUCCAGUGUUGAUCGUAAUAGCGAAGCGGAACAGAAGGGUUUAAGGAUUGGUGAUCAAAUAUUGCGUAUUAAUGGAUUCAGAAUAGAUGAUGCCAUACACAAAGAAUUUGUGCAACUUGUUAGCCAUCAAGAACGUUUAACACUGAAAGUACGCAGUGUUGGCAUGUUGCCGGUAAAAGACAAAGAAAAUGAUGGUCUUACCUGGAAUGUGGUCAAGACACCCAGUAUUAGUUCCACCACCUCCGAAUGUUCUUAUCAAUCCUCGGAGCGUACGGAACGUACUCACAGCCGUAAUCAAGGUGAACGUGUUAUAAAUGUGGUGCUUAAUGUAGCACCACGCACCAAAUUGGGUUUGGGCAUUUGUAAGGGACCCGAAUGGAAACCGGGAAUAUUUGUACAAUUUACAAAAGAGAAAAGUGUGGCACGAGAGGCAGGCUUAAGACCAGGUGAUCAAAUUCUGACGGUAAAUAGUAUAGAUUUUUCAGAUGUACUAUUCAGUGAGGCGGUGGCAGUUAUGAAAAGUUCAAAUAAAUUAGAUAUGACAGUGCAUACUGGGGCCGGUUGUGAUCUAUUUCCCGGAGAAUCAAGUGGUUAUAAUAGUUCAGCUAGUUCAGUAACCGGAGAUCAAAGUCCCUGCUGGGCUGAUGUGAAAUCAAAGAGAUUAACUGCCGUCAGAGAGGAAAGUUCAAAUGGAGCAAAUUGGAAUCAACCUUUAUAUGCCAAUGAGCAGCGUAGAUGUCGUUCAAAAUCCAUAACCGAAAGAAGUGCAAAUUCCAACUUAACGGCCGCAACAAAUUUACCCGUAAGACAAAAUUCCAACACCGGCACCGCAACGAACUCUACAACACAGACAAAUGUUAAAAAGGAAAUUAAUAAAACUAUUAUUAAAUUAUCCGAAAAUGGUGCUACUUCCAUAAACAAUACAUUUGUGGAAAAUGCCACGCCUUCUUCGAGCACAGGCACCAUAAGAAAAACUUUGAGCCCUGUACAAAAAGACAACCGAGAGGAACCAGCUGCCAUGGAAGGCACCCUAACGAAAUUUAAUCAAACACCGAAAACACCCAAUAUAUUACCACCUCCACCACCCAUGGCCAUGUUAAAUCACACCCAACAUCAGCAUCAGCCACAAAAUCAUUCAUACAAUUUUGAUUUGAACUCAAAUUCUGCAACAUCAACGUCAUCUUCUAGCAAUACUUUCAACAAGUGUUUGCCACCUCAUGAGGAGGGCGAUAUUAAAAUUGGUGGCGUGGCUGCCACCAUGCAACGUUAUCAAUAUGCCAAUCUCCAAUUGGCUAAAUUGAAUAAAGCAGCGGCGACCACAACAGCUUCCGGCGAUAACUCAACAUACUCAAAUGUGAAUUUGAAUAUGGAAAGUGAGAAAUCGUCUGGUGGUUUUAACGAUGGAGGCAGUCUCUCAAGUGCCAUUACAGAGGAACUUAAGAAGAGAAAAGCGAGACGUCAACCUCCCGCCUUUAAAGAACAUGCUCCACAUAAUGAAAUGAAACCACUACAAUACGAAAUGAAACGUGAGAACAAUAAUAAUCAUCAACAACAACAACAACAUCACAACCAACAUCAUCAUCACCCAACAAGUCCAACAGCAGCAACAAAUUUAAACACAAAUACAUUGAAUGGCAAUGAUCAUCAUAAAACUGCAGCUGUGAAUAACAACAGCAGCAGCAACAACAUCAAUUGUAAUAAUAACAACAAUAAUACUCUCAAUGUUGUGGAUGAUCAACACAGUGCUUUAAUGAAUGAAUUCAAACAGGCCCAUAAACGCAUGUUUAAGAACGGCUUCAAAGAAUGUGGCGGCAGUGGGGAUUCUAUGGAAAAUCGGGAUCGAAAGGAGGCACUGUUAAAUACCACAAUAUUGGAUGAUGCUGGUACCUGUCGAUCUAAAGGACCUAAAAUAAACUCUCUAACACAAACAAACAACAACAGCAAAAUGAUACAUUGGACAGUAGAGAGCCAAACAAACAGGAGACAUAUAGUCAUAUACCAAAACCACCGCCUAAAGCCUCUACAGAUGACCAAUAACAACACCUAUAAAGUCAACAAUAACACAACAUCUGAACGUUUAACAAAUGGUGUUCAAAAUGGAAAUACUUACAAUGGCAAUGACACUUACAGCAGACCCAACAAAUCAUCAUCUGCCUCUACCAAUGGUUUCAACAACAACAACAACACUGCCACCAACAACACUCAAGCAAAUAGACAAACUUUACGUUUGGGUACUGUUACCAUAGGAGAAUACCGCCAACCUUCCAAUAUGAGAAGAGAACCAGAAAAAUUCGAUUUUCUAACGACGCAAAAGAAAGGUAGAGAUUCAGGUGAUACCACACCUACAAAUGAGGCCUUACAAAGUGAAUUACGUACUCUGUCACGUGCAAAUCUACGCAAAUCCAAUGGCAAUUCAUAUACCGAACAUCAGCGUAAUUGUCCUUUGCAUCAGCAACAGCAGCAAUUGCAACAACAACAACGCCAAAGUGUGGAUUAUGGCAAUAAUGGUUUUUCGGUAGAGGAAAUGUCUAAGAAAUUACAAAAAUCAUCCAUAAAUGAUAAUAAUUCGGGGGAAAUGUUAACGAAAACAAAUAAUCGGGCGGUGAAUGGUGCCUCUGGAACGACAGGUGUUGGUAUUUUAAAGAAUGGUAAUCGUAAUGGCACCAGUAGUAGUAAAUCUACCGAGAAUCGAUUAAGUUGGUUAAUGUUUAAGUAA
This is a messenger RNA of Lucilia sericata (common green bottle fly), 3057 nucleotides long. RefSeq names its product GATA zinc finger domain-containing protein 14-like. Gene Ontology annotation, molecular function: protein binding. The record is from RefSeq and is a predicted model, not a curated record. Lineage: Eukaryota; Metazoa; Arthropoda; Insecta; Diptera; Calliphoridae. Gene Ontology annotation, biological process: rhabdomere development. Gene Ontology annotation, cellular component: plasma membrane; cilium; stereocilium tip.